Messenger RNA from Daldinia loculata, 1325 nucleotides. RefSeq lists its product as uncharacterized. The transcript has 2 exons. The record is from RefSeq and is a predicted model, not a curated record. Bases 351 to 1115 code for a protein of 254 amino acids. NCBI's taxonomy places the organism in Eukaryota, Fungi, Ascomycota, Sordariomycetes, Xylariales, Hypoxylaceae.
UAUUAAUAGAGCAUGCCAAGAAUAAAAUGGCCUUGGCGUUUGCAGCCACGUCGACGGGGACAACUGGAAGCCCAGCUGAGGGGAUAUACAUAUCCGCACAGCCACGUAGAAUCCGGGGCGACGGGGCCUACGUUCAAGUCCCACUCGGCAUCGUUAUCGCGACCACUGAGAAGAAUCCGUUGGUAAGAGGUACUCUUAGCCCCGUCUCUCUACCAUCUCUGCUAAUCUUAUUGUCUCCUCUCGACCCCAUCAUCGGGUCAUGAUGUGCACGCUCGCACCAACCUGCGCUCAGCCGCGCUUUGCGGUCAGCAGCCAAGACCCGACUAUGGCUCCGUCGGCAACCCAGCCUUAUGUCGUCAUUUGCCAAGACCGCCGCUUCUCUAGCCUGCCUCGCAGCGGUCACGAUGGCGACUCCUCUUAUGAAGCGAGGCGAAUGGGACUGCCCAACGGGCAACGUCUUCUACUCAUGCUCAAACGGAUACCGCGGGUGCUUCGAAAAGGACCCUUGCGCUCUUCCUCCAGCUGCCACGACCUCUCUUGCCUCUCCUAGCACCACUACCACCUCCAUCGCCAGCUCCAGCACUUCUUUCGUCGCUGCUGCUUGCCCGAACGGGACUAAGGGUAGCGUCUGGCAACCGUCUAUGUACAACCUAUUCCCGGAAGACCCUGACCAUUCGGAGCCGUCCGUCUCUUUCAUAAACGUCUCCACCCGGGAGAACAAGCCACCGGUAGAACAGGCGAUUGUCUUCCGGGGCAUCCCGUCCGAGGCCAAGACGUGCAAUAUCAACUGGGACCAAGCCGCCGAGUCGGAGCGCAACUUCACCGUCGAAGACAGCGGCUACGUCUCCCUCCUACAGUUAAACGGCUUCCCUUACGGCGAGCCCGUCUCCUCAUCCAGCGUAGCCGCCUUCGAGCCUGCGGGCGCCAAGCCUGUGCACGGCGACUUCACCUUCUGGGACAAGCAGUCCAAGACCGCCUGGCCUCACUUCAUCGGCCCCGUCAACUGCAGCUCGGAGAUCUACUUCCGGCUCGCGCUCGACACCCUCUCCGGCUUCGGCCACGUCUUCAUGGACCAGGACAAGAAGAACGGCUUCCACAUCGACUACACGUGCUAAAUGAAAAGGAAGGAAAUCGGGGGUGUUUGCAUUACACCGGUACGGAUUCGGAAAACUCACUCAUUUACGAUCAUGCAUUAGCGUUGGCGUUUUAAGAUGGCAUUUGCAUAUGAAUCACGCUCCUUUACCGAUAUUUAGAGGGACUGUGUUUAUUUUUAAUUCUAUAAUUACUUAAUAUUACACGUAAAAUAUAAUUUUACAUUCACAUCA